Messenger RNA from Aureobasidium vineae, 813 nucleotides. NCBI's taxonomy places the organism in Eukaryota, Fungi, Ascomycota, Dothideomycetes, Dothideales, Saccotheciaceae. The record is from the annotation of a GenBank genome assembly.
AUGACGGACAAACUACCCCCGCAGCUCCUGCAGCUGUUCGCUCCCAGACCUGCUCUGCGAUAUCUGCCGCCGUGCGACCACGCUCCCGAGGACCGUCGCACUCCUGCCAUCUCUGGCGUCGCUCAAUACGUCCAGGCCGCAAAGGAAUACGACGACGGCUACGUCCCUUCUGAGAGCUGGCUGCAGAAGAAGGACCGUCAAAAGAUGGAAAGAGACGAAGCUGCUCAAUACCGCGUCACCGAGGGCUUCAAGAACGAAUUCAAGCCUCACGAAGACCCCAACGUCGUCGGCGACCCGUUGAAGACUCUGUUCGUUUCUCGCCUCAGCUACAACACCGAAGUCAAGGACCUCGAGCGCGAAUUCGGUCGCUACGGUCCCAUCGAGCGCAUCCGCCUGGUCGAGGACACAACCACACCUACUCCUAAGAAGAAGCAUCGAGGCUAUGCUUUCAUUGUCUUCGAAAGAGACUCUGACAUGAAGGCUGCCUACAAAGACGCCGACGGUAUUCGUAUCAAAGACAGACGUAUCCUGGUUGAUGUCGAACGCGGCCGCACAGUCAAGGAAUGGCGUCCUCGCAGAUAUGGAGGUGGCCUCGGUGGCCGUCACUACACAAAGGCCGCCCCUCCUCGUCCUUCUGGUUAUGGUGCCCCUCUGGUCCCGGAGGCUUCGGCGGCGGUCGUGGCGGCUUUGGCGGCGGCGGCUUCAGAGGAGGCUUCCGCGGUGGAAGAGGAGGAGGCGGAGGCGGAGGCGGUGGCUUCCGGGGCGGAUUCGGUGGAGGUGACAGAGGUGGCUACGGUGCAAAGAAGGUACUGA